Molecule: messenger RNA, 3442 nt
Organism: Mugil cephalus (flathead mullet)
Lineage: Eukaryota; Metazoa; Chordata; Actinopteri; Mugiliformes; Mugilidae
Product: sarcalumenin-like
Exons: 8
Coding region: 53-2353 (766 amino acids)
Molecular function (GO): GTP binding
Source: RefSeq, a predicted model, not a curated record
ACCGGCAUUGCCCUCUGACCUUCAACCGGAGCAGUAUAUAUAGCCGGGGGAGAUGAGCGGAAGGCCCCUGGCAGCCAAAAUGAAGUCUCUGGUGUCUGUGUGCUGCUUUCUGUCUCUUCUGGCACUUUGUGCUGCAGACCCUUCUGUCCAUGAUGAGGAACCUCUCAUGCGUCUGCAGCUCCAGCAGCCAGAGGGAGAUCUUUUCUCCUGCGGAUGUGACACAACAGGAGAACCCAGCAGCCAAAGCUCCUCCAACGACACCCCAGCACCGGAGAGGGCCAUGUGCCCGCCCUGCAAACCCGCUUUAGAUGCCAAAGAGGAGCCGAGCACCAAUUCCUCAGAGCAGGAAGAGGAGGAAGAAGCACGUGUGCCUGAGGAUGAUUCUUCUGCCGAAGAGGUAGCAAGUGAAGGGGAAGAAGGGGAAGAGGAAAAAGAAGAAGAACUGACAUCUGAAGAAGAGCCUGAGGAGGAGACAGUGGAGGAUCAAAGUGUGGAGGAGGAUGAGGAGGAGGGAGUAGCUGAGGAGGCUGCAUUACCUGAAGAGGUUGAGAUGUCAGCUGAGCCUGAGGAGGAUAAAAUGGGAGAAACUGUGCCAGAGGAAACAGAUGAAGAGGAAGCUGAAAUCGCUGUAGCACAACCAGAGGAAGAACCUGCCAAGCUUCAUGAAACAGACCUGGAAGUUGAAGAAACAGAACCAGAAGUGGCAGAAGAACCAAAACCAGCACCAGCAGAGGUUGUGCCAGAACCCGUUGUGGAGGAAGUAUCUGUGGAGGAAGUAUCUGUGGAGGAAGUAUCUGUGGAGGAAGUAGCUGUGGAGGAUGUAGCUGUGGAGGAUGUAGCUGUGGAAACAACAGUGGAGACGGCUCCUGUGGCUGAAAAGACACCUGCUGAUGGGGAGGAAGUGAGAGUGGAGGAGGUGACUGCAGAGGAGCCUGCACAGUCUCAAGCCAAAGAGCACACAACAGGCGAACCAGUCGGCCGGGCACUGAGGGACCGCUCCCACAUUGAGGACACGCUGCGGUUGGCAGCUGCUGAGGCCACCGAAGAGUACUCAAGUGCCAUGAAGACACUGCUGAACAUCUACCACAAGUCCAUCAAGCCAAUGGAACAAGCCUUUAAGUAUAACGAGCUCAGGCAGCAUGAAGUCACAGAUGGUGAGGUCACCUCCAAGCCCAUGGUCUUGUUUCUGGGACCCUGGAGUGUCGGCAAGUCCUCUAUGAUCAACUACCUGCUUGGUCUUCAUGGCACCUCCCAGGAACUCUACACAGGUGCUGAACCCACCACAUCGGAGUACACCGUCAUAAUGCACGGCGAGAAGUUCCGGAGCAUAGAGGGAAUCGUCAUGGCGGCAGACAGCUCGCGGUCCUUCUCGCCCCUGGAGAAGUUCGGCCAGGGCUUCCUGGAGCGACUGGUGGGCAUUGAGAUGCCCCACAAGCUGCUGGAGAGGGUCACCUUCGUUGACACGCCGGGCAUCAUUGAAAACCGCAAGCAGCAGGAGAGAGGUUACCCAUACAACGAGGUGUGCCAGUGGUUCAUUGACCGGGCUGAUCUGAUCUUCCUGGUGUUCGACCCCACCAAGCUGGACGUGGGAGGUGAGCUGGAGAUGCUCUUCAAGCAGAUGAAGGGCCGCGAGUCCCAGAUCCGCCUCAUCCUCAACAAGGCUGACAGCCUCUCCACGCAGAACCUGAUGAGGGUCUAUGGAGCUCUGUUUUGGAGCAUGGCUCCGCUGAUUAACGUUACGGAGCCGCCCCGUGUCUACGUCAGCUCCUUCUGGCCUCAGGACUACGCUGCAGACACCAGUCGGGAGCUCUUCAUGAAGGAGGAGAUCUCUCUGCUGGAGGACCUCAACCAGGUGAUCGAGAAUCAGAUUGAGAAUAAGAUCGCUUUCAUCCGCCAGCACGGCAUCCGUGUGCGCAUCCACGCCCUGCUGGUGGACCGAUACCUCCAGACCUACUACGACAAGCUGGGCUGGUUCAGCGACCCCCAUGAGGUGUUCCAAGACAUUGUGAACGACCCCGACAAGUACUACAUCUUCAAGUCCAUUCUGGCCAAGACCAAUGUCAGCAAAUUCGACCUGCCCGACAAGGUAGCCUACCAGGACUUCUUCGGGGUGAACCCGGUCUCCAGCUUCAAGCAGCUCUCCUCCCACUGCAGCUGGAGCGGCGGCUGUCUGCUGGAGAAGAUAGAGAAAGCCAUCUCACACGAGCUCCCGGCUCUGCUCAGCAAAGUGAGCAAGAUAGGAGACACACCCGCCCCUGCGAAGGCCGCGCCGGCACCCCCGCCCCCUCUGCCCGGUACCUGCGAGGGUGCCGGGUGUGAGGAGAAACCCAAGAACCGCUGGAGGAGGCAGUGAGAUGGAGGAGGUGGGGUGCAGGAGGGGUAAACAGAGGAGGCAGACGGUGGCAGCAGCCAGAGGGUUUCCUGAAAUAAACACCGCUGAUGUGAUUUUCAGAGCUGGCUAUUGGGAAGCUCAGCAGGAAGAGAGCGUGAGAGAAUAGAAAACCUGUCAAGAUCUUCAGCACCAAGCAGACAAAGUGCUUUACAGUGCAUAAAAAAAACAAACAGACAGAAAAUGUUCCAAAGUGGUUAUCAGAUACUUUUAUCAGACUGUUCAGUAAUUACAACUCUCUGGUACACAUUAUCCCAUGUGACAGCAACCAAAACAAGCAAAUAAAACCUUCUACGCGAGCUCUUUGACAGUUUAAUUUAUAGUGUAGAUAAAAAGGGGUGUAGUCAGCUUCCCAUCCGAAGCCACUGCUGUCUGCUAAAAGUGCUGAAUGUCUGAUUUGGAAAAAUGCCUCCACAUAAAACGAGACGUCAUGUCCAACUUCUCCUGUGAGUAAAGCCUAAGAACGAGACCCUUUUUCAAGUUUGUAUAUUAUUUAUUCAGUUUUCUUUUUCAACGGAGAAAGACACUGGCAGCGGCGGUACUCCUCUUCAGAGCAUCAGUGCUGCCUCCGUUAUGUCUUGGGUGUGCAAAGUCUGAAGAUUCACAAAUGUGCUGUGCCGCCUCUACUCAGACCGCCAGGGUAACGCUCUGUAAGCAGAGUAGGUUGAUUUUAGUACGACAGAACACAGAGAAAGGUGCUCUCCUGUUUUUAUAGGUUCUAGUUUCUAUAUUUAACUGUGCAACUGUAUACUGUACUAUAAUUUGUAUUGUACUGUUGUUCAUUAUAAAAAGUAUUUGUAUUUUAGCAUUUCUUGUGCAUUGGAGUUGUACUGAGUGAAUGUAAUUUGUUCUCGUAGUUUUCUUUUAAUGUCAGCUUCACUGCAAGUGUGGCCUUUUCAGCCCUCCGAACUGUCCCUAGAUUGACCUCAGCACAGCUUCAUAGCACACGGGCAUUUGACUUUAAAAUCUCAUCUUUUCCUCAUUCUUCUAGGUCUGUUUUUCAUUGUCACUGUUUUGUGUGAUUUCUUUGGAGUAAACAAUAACAAAAAUCAA